Molecule: messenger RNA, 2577 nt
Organism: Panonychus citri (citrus red mite)
Lineage: Eukaryota; Metazoa; Arthropoda; Arachnida; Trombidiformes; Tetranychidae
Product: cytochrome P450 4V2-like
Exons: 5
Coding region: 309-1829 (506 amino acids)
Molecular function (GO): oxidoreductase activity, acting on paired donors, with incorporation or reduction of molecular oxygen; monooxygenase activity; heme binding
Source: RefSeq, a predicted model, not a curated record
CGUGCUCGAAUAUGCUCGAAUAUCAUGUUGAUCUUUCCAUCAAAAUGAAUCUAAAAGAUAAACUGGUUUGAUUAAAGUGGAUCGAACUGAUUAUAUUAAUAUCGGAAGAAGAAAACAUUUUCAUGGUCAACCUGAUUUCUGGUUAUUAUCCUCUUUCUACCAAUGUAAUUAAACUUGAGCUUAGAUCGAUUAAUAUUUCAGUUGUAUUGAGGUUCUCGGGUAAUAAGCUUUUGUUAUUUUUCGCUUCGCUCAGUCAAAUGAAUUUUGUUCGUUGAUGAAAAGUCAUCACUUUAAUAGCAAACAUCGUCAUGUUUUCCAGCGAAAUAAAUUUCAUUCAUUUGAUUUUAAUUGUAUUGAAUUUUUUUGUGGUGAAAAAAGUUUUCCAAUUUUUCAAGUAUUUCAAUCAUUUUCUUAAACUUCCUAAGGAUCCAAACUGUUCAUUUCUCUUUGGUGAUUUACUUCCAUUCUUACCUGGUUUUUGGAACCCAAAAUGGACGCCAAUUGCUUUAACUAAUUUUAUGAUUUCGAAUGCUUCAAAUCACCAAAUCAAAUCGGGUUUACAUGCAUGCUGGUUUGGAUGGUGGCCUAUGGUUGCGAUUAAUGACCACAGAUCUAUUGAGGCUUUGAUUAGUAAAAGUAACAUAAGUAAGCCCAGUUUUUAUGCAUUUACUGGACUGAAAGAGGGUUUGAUAACUUCGAGAGGUGAAAAGUGGAAAAUGAGACGAAAAAUGAUUGAACCUUUUUUCGUUAGUAAACAACAGAAAAGAUUCGCACUGACCAUUGACGAAGUAUUUGAUUCAUUGGUAAACGAAGAUGAUUUUUGUAACCAGGGAAAAUAUUUAACUCUUUCUAAAAAAGUUGUGGCAGCAACAAGUGAUAUGAUCAUGAAAGUGACCACCGACCUGCCGUUAGGCUCAGAAAAAGAGGAAAAACUUCAUGUGACCGAGACUAUCAAACUCAUGGAAAUGACUCUGCUAACAAGAUUAUGUAAUCCACUCAUAUGGAGUGAUAAUAUUUUCAAUGCUACAGAAUUGGGUAAAAAAUGUACCAAUAUGACGAACCGAGUGUACAAAUUUGUCGAUUUGUGUGUUGAUCAGAAUUUGAAACAUCAAUCUACUGAUAUUGAUCAGCCUCAUUCUACAAAAUCACAUUAUAAUUUUGUCAACAUGCUGCGUAGCUCAAACAAAGGUAUGAUCGAUGCCGAAGGCAUCAGUGCAGAAUUGCUCACCAUGAUUGCAGCGGGUUAUGAGACCACGGCCAUUGUUCUUGACUGGACAUUGUUCAUCUUAGGAAAUCGUCUCGAGAUCCAAGAAAAGUUAUAUCAAGAAAUUUCAUCGGUGUUUGAUGACAAUGAUUCUGUCAAUGAUAUUGAAAAGGUAAAUAAGUGCGAGUAUCUGGAUAAGUGUAUCAAAGAGUCAAUGAGACUUUAUCCACCAGUACCAGUGAUUGCAAGAGAAUUAGAUGAACCAAUGGAGAUUAACAGUUACUAUUUGCCAAAAGGAACCACUAUCGCAGUCAACAUUUUCAGCAUUCAACGAGAUCCUCGAAUUUAUCCCAACCCGACCGAAUAUGAUCCAGAGCGUUUUGAUCCAUCAAAUUUACCAAACAUUCCCAAAGGAGCUUAUAUACCUUUUGGAGUAACGCCAAGAAAUUGUAUCGGCUUUCGUUUUGCGUUAAUCGAAAUGAAAAUUUUUCUUAUACAUUUGAUAAGAAAAUAUGAAAUUUUCUCAGCCAGGAAACUCGAAGAUGUCGCUUUGCUAAUGAAGCUUAUGCUAAAUCCUUCAUGUCCAUUGGAGAUUAAGCUUCAAAAGCGGAUCGAUUCGUGGUAAAUGGGUUCAAGGAGAUGAUUAAGGAAUAAUCAGGAUUCAAUUAGCCAUGUAGAUUUGUUUUUGAUGUUUCUGUUUGGUUAUUUGAGAAACUAAAUUGUCAUUGAUCAACUUAUUCUAUCAAACAGCAAGAUAAUUGUAAUCAUCUAUCUAUUAGGCGUUACUUUAAGUCUUUAGCCUAAUAUUGUUUUAGAUGAGCUAGAGACUUCUAAUUCGAGUUGAUAAUACCUUGGACUAUUACUCGGCUGCAUCUUUGAGAAAAAUUUGGUACUUUAACUUUAGGUCAAUUUUUCGGCUGGUCUUUAAAAAGCCGCCUAAUUCGGCUCAUAACUGCUCAAUUGAGGCAAAUUUUAUUCUCGAAUGAUUUUUUUCUGAUUCAAUAGCGCUCAAUAGUUGCUAGGGAACUUAUCUAGACGAGAGAGAAAAUUCGAUUCGUUUACAGCUAUUUUUGAGGUCAUUUAUAAAAAAACGAGCUUCGAAAACUCGAUCAUUUCUCUUGUUCAUCGUUUGCCGUUUUGACUUUGAAUUAGUGUCGCAAAAAGGUCUCAAGUUCUAUAGCGCUCAAAUUUACAGGACUGUCUUCUUCUAAUUAGUUGAAAAUUAUUUUUUCACUGUUUUUUUCUAGCUAUCGCUUUUCUAACUAUCUUAGGCUAAAGACUUAAAGUAACCCCUAAUACGAUGUUCACUAAAUGAAUAAAGAAAUGGAUCUAUUGGUCAUUUAAAUGGCCAGAGAAAAAAUUUUAUACAUGAA